AUGAAUCAUCUCGAGGUUGAAAAAUACCGUACUCAAACCAACAAACCAUCAUCUGCACGCCCAACGAGCAACCAUAUCACAAUUUCUUCACGUCACUUGGAAGGACCCCGAUGGGGUUCCCGGAGAAUAUUGUUGAAUAAGACAGAGCUAAAAGUUUUGACAAAUGAACCAGAAAACCGUUUUGUUUGUCAUUCUUUAUCUCCAAGUACAACUCUGACGGAGCUAACUAAAAGUAAAAGAUGGUAUGAAAACGAGGAAGAUGUAGCAGACUGGCCUGUGCAUCCUUCAGAGUUCAAAGAACCUCCUCAGGGUUGGUCCCUCCCACUGCUUCCACCUCGAUGGGUUCUCGAUGGCAAUGUGUCUUACAGGGUGCUUGGAUUCCCACUUCGGUACUCCGACUUCAUACGAUUCGCAGAGAAAAAAUGGCAUGAAGACGCGAAAGAUGUGGAAGACUCGCCUGUGCAUCCUACGGCAGAGUUCAAAGAACCUCCAGAGGGAUGGACUCUCCCACCGUUCCCACCUCGAUGGGUGCCUCGUGGCAAUGUGUCCUACAGGGUGCUUGGAUUCCCACUUCGGUGGUCCGACUUCAUACGAUUUGCAGAGCAACACGAACUGGAGGUCGGUGAGUCGGAAUGGGAUAAAGCGUCCGCUGCAUUUUCGGACAUGAUGGAUUAUCUCGUCGACUACAAGUGUCAGUUUGCAGAGAUUGCCAUUGGGGACGCGGAAGUUCCGGUAAUCUUGGUUGCGGAUAACUCCAAAAUGAAACAUUUGAAGCAUCCCAAGGAGGCGAAGCGCAUUUAUUUCGUCCAGACGUAUUUGGGACUUAAGCGGCCGCCUGUCUGGUUGUUCCACCGUCAACGGAUGCGUGAUAACAUAAAACUUGAGAAAUGGUUUGAUGAAGAAGACGUCGAAAAUGAAGAACAAUCUCAACAAGAUGGCAAAACUGACCACGCACUAGAGAAAAUUGAAAACUCUGAGCAAGCCCCCCUUGGAAUCAGCUCGCAGAUUGACGAUGACAAAUCCAAGUGA
Psilocybe cubensis is the source of this 1029-nucleotide messenger RNA. RefSeq lists its product as uncharacterized. NCBI's taxonomy places the organism in Eukaryota, Fungi, Basidiomycota, Agaricomycetes, Agaricales, Agrocybaceae. The transcript is spliced from 3 exons. The record is from RefSeq and is a predicted model, not a curated record. The coding region runs from base 1 to 1029 and encodes 342 amino acids.